AUGGCGAGCAUAGUGAAGAACAAGCUCAAGGCGGCGCGGGAGGCCAUAGCGAAGAAAGACUACGAAGCCGCACGUAACAAUGCCUCCAUGGUUCUCGAGUUCGAGCCAGACAACUACAACGCGUCAGGCCUGUCGCGAUUUUACGAGCGUACUGCGAACUGGAGAAUGUACGCCGAGGUUCUCCUGCGCAUGGCGCGUCUACAUGCAGACAGUGGAGAUGCCACUAAAUGUGCAGAGAUCAUACAAAGGUAUGUGGAGCUCUGUCGCAGAAUGGGGUCCCGCAUGGAGAUCGUCCAUGCUCUCUGCCUGUUCCUCCCCGACUCCCCGUUUUACCCCGUCCUCUCCACCUUGCCGCAUCCCGACCCUACGAACCCAACCGCCACCACGACCUUCGCCGCGCAGACGGCCGUGCACAAUCCCUUGCCCGUCCUGGAAGAGAUCGUCGCUCUCGUGGAGAAGGAGGAGGAAGACACGUUCCAGCGGGAGUUUGAUAAACGCAGGACGCGGCUGAACGCUGCGGGGCCUGAGCAGCUGAAAAAGGACAUCGGGCGGGAGAUGUGGGGUACUUCGCGGCUACCAGAGCUGUACAACGAGAUCCUGAACCACCCCGACACAUCCGACGAGACCCGCCGUGCGGUGGAGGCGAAGCUUCUCCGGCACAGACAGCGGUACCUGCACGCGCUACCGCUCUCCGACGAGAAGAUUUCAGUCGCGGCAGAGGUGGAGUCUCUCGUCAACGGCGUCGUACUGCUCGGCAUUCCGGAUGAGUUCGCGUGGGUGUACUAUAUCGACGGGAUGGAUAGCGAGACACUGGAGGGGUACGAUUAUGCGGUGCUUUGGAGAUUCGUGGGCUUAUUUCCGGAUGCGCCGCUGGCGAGGCUGUUGAAGGCGUACUUUGCCUACGCUGGGAUACGGAAUUCUGAUGACGAGGAGGAUAAGGACGAAGGCGAGGAAGAGAAAAAAGAAGUCGACACUGCCGCACAGGCCAAAGCGCAGGUGAAGGCUCUUAACCGGAUGACUGAUGCUUUCCCGAGGCUGAAAGAUUCCACGAUCGCGCACCAUAUUAUGGCCACGAUCUAUGUCGAGGAGCAGGAAUACGAGAGCACGAUCAAAGUCGCGGAAUCGGGGUCGGUUUUGCUCAAACGAGUCGCCGACGAGCGCGCUACAGCCCAGCCCAGCCCCAGAAAAGAGAAAGCGCUGAACAUCGCGCUGGCGACGGCCCUCGUGCACCUGUACCCGCCGAAGCAUCAUGCGCGCGCGAUCCCGCUCCUCGACGACAUCCUGGUCAAGGACCCUCGUAACACCGCGUGCUUGAUGGGCCGGGGAUACGUGCUCCAGCACGCGGCCAAGUGGGCAGAGGCGAGCGAGUUCUUCCUCAAGGCUGUUGAGAGCGCCUCUGAGAACCCCGAGGUGCGCAUACGCGCGCAGGAAGAGGCGGCGUGGUGCCAGGUGCAAAUGGGGGAGCUGGAGGGAGCUGCGGAGGCACUUAGGGGUGUGCUGGAGGAGCUGGGGAGUAUGAAAGAUAAGGACGUGGAUAUGGCUCGGUGCUGGUGGAGGCUCGGGAGAUGUCUCUGGGAGACGGGGGAGGACCGCCGUGAAGAAGCAUACCGCAUGUUCAUCACCGCGCUCAAGUCCUCACCGUCCUACGCGCCUGCGUUCACCUCGCUGGGGGUGUACUACGCCGACCACGGGGACCCGACGCGCGCGGCGAAAUGCUUCCAGAAGGCGUUCGAGCUGGACGCGCGCGAGGCGUAUGCAGCGCGGAGGCUCGCGGAGGGUUUUGCGGAGGAGCGGGAGUGGGACCUGGUGGAGGUGGUGGCAAGAAGGACGAUUGAGGGCGAGGGCGGGUUCGAUGCGGCUGCUGGGAGGUAUCUGCCGACGAAUGCUUGGGCGUGGAAGGCGCUGGGCGUGGUGGAACUGAAUCGACGGAAUUAUAGCCAGGCUAUUACCAGCCUGCAGAUUGCUCUGAGGGCUGAUGAGGCGGACGAGCUGUCCUGGCUUCGACUCGGGGAAGCGUACAGCCGAGCGGGGCGCCACGUCGCUGCCCUGAAGGCCUUGGGGAGGGCGCACCAGCUGAGGCCGGACAACUGGAUCUGCUCGUAUCUCAUCGCCGACGUGCAGCGGCAGUCUGCGCAGUAUGACGAGGCCAUCCAGUCUUUCGAGACUAUCUUGCAGGAUCUGCCUUCCGAGCUCGGCGUCAUGUUGUCUCUUGCGCAGACGUAUCUGGACCAUGGGCUCGCUCAGAAUUCCUCGGGAUUCAUUGGAAGGGCGGAGGCGUCGUUCUUGUCUGCGAUAGAGCGAUCUCUCCAGGCGUUGUUCGUCAGCUCCAGCAAUCACGGCGUGGCGUGGAAGACGAUUGCCGAUGCGCUUUUCUACCUCUUCGAGCUGACUUCGUUUGCGGAUUCGGAUCGUGCAAGCAGUCUUUUCUCGCGAGUAGCUGAGUACGCGUCCUCGGACUUCGGGGGUCAUCUUUCCGGCAUCGUAUCGUUGCCUAUCGAGAUUCCAGACGUCCCUGAUGGAAGAACUGCACUGAAGCUUGCGUUGGCUUCGUACAAUCACCGCAUAUCUCUUGGUCUGAAUGAGGCGACUGCCGCGAGUGCGUGGUCCGAUCUUGGUGUCGCUGCAUACGUCUUGUCCUGUAAGUCCCCGAAACCUCAAAUACAAGAGCAUGCACUGCACAGAGCGAUAUCGAGCGUUAAGGAGGCGAUACGCAUCGAGCCUGAUAACGAUAAUUUCUGGAACACGCUAGCCAAUAUGCACUUCGUGAAGCAACCCAAGGUCUCGCAACAUGCAUACAUCAGAGCACUGGAGAUCAAUUCCAAGGAUGCCGUUACUUGGACGAAUUUAGGUCUGUUAUACCUGUACAACAACGAUCCGGACCUGGCAAAAGAGGCAUUAUCAAGAGCUCAGACUCUCGAUCCGGAUCAUAUUCUGGCCUGGCUUGGGCAAGCACUCCUUGCAAUGUCCACCGGGAGGGACGCGGAAGCGAGGGCUUUGUUCGAGCACGCGGUGGGAUUGUCUGCGGAUGUACCGGAAGCGGACCUUGAAUAUGCGGAGAGGACGUUCAAGAGACUGUCAUCUGUGUCGCAGCGACAACAGUCUUACUUGGAUGUGCUCCUACCCGUUUUCCUGGUAUUGGACAGAUUCUGCCGCCGUCGCCCAGAGGACAUCGACGGAUUGCAUCUCAUGGCUCUUGUGUGCGAACACGUAGGCCAUGUGGAGCUUGGCCUUGAGAAGACCGAGCAGGCAAUAGCGAUACUAGAGAAAGUGUACGAAGAAUCCGAGGACCCCAUGGUCGAGAGGCAGUUCGUCGUAGCUAAUACAACUUUGGGUCGCUUGCGUCUCGCGGCCCAGGAUUACUCGGGCGCUGUCGAAUCAUUCGAGACCGUCAUGAACUUACUGGCCGAAGACGAGCAGCCUGCGAGCCGCGUUCUUCGGGUACAGGCGAUGUUCGGCGCUGGCCUCGCGAACUUCAAAACAGGCGAUAUUGCCCGAGCUCAGGAACUGCUUGAACUUGCCUGGGAAACUUCCGCCGAUGACGUAUCACUGAAAGGGCAAGUAGCUGUGUUGCUGGCCCAGGUGUUGUGGGGCAGCAGAACCCCGGAGGCUCAAGAAACAGCGAAGUCCCGUCUUCUCGAAUGCAUUGCAGAUGACCCGGAGAACCUCAUGGCUAUCGCUGUUCUUGCAGGUAUGGGUAUCCUGACCACCGACGAUGAUCUCGUGGACGCAACACUUUCGGAAAUCCUCGCAUUACCUGUUGACAAACGUCAUGCUUUGGAUCCUGCGAGAGACGUGACUCAGUUACUCAUGAAGCAUCAGUUAGACCAAAACAACAUCUCCGAGGCACUUUCGAUUGCCCAGCAUGCCCUCCUGUCUGAGCCUGCCCGCCAGGAGAUGAGGCGAGAGACGGCGUCUCUGACUCUACAGGCAGACGACGCAGGCAGUGCCUUAGCCAUCCUGAGCGGUGCACAAGCUCAGGGUAACAUUGAGGACCUCCUCAAGUCGUCGCGAAUCCGGGCCGUGGCGCUUGCACUCGAGGAGCAAGGAGACUUAGAAGAGGCACGCAAGGUGGCUCAAAAGAGCGUUAUGCUCGCGCCCUGGGACAAGGACAACUGGAGGACACUCGCUUUUACCCAAUGCCGCUCGGUCCAAUAAGGUUAGAUACAUGUCUUGCUGUUACCUGACAGAUUGUAGAUCUGGUGCUGGUGAACAAGAUAAGCAGUGAUGUAGAUUAGUCUAUAUAUGUACUCGUACUGUACGACGACUCGUAGCCUAGGGAGAAUGAAGAGGCUAUUGCCCCG
Molecule: messenger RNA, 4301 nt
Organism: Gloeophyllum trabeum ATCC 11539
Lineage: Eukaryota; Fungi; Basidiomycota; Agaricomycetes; Gloeophyllales; Gloeophyllaceae
Product: TPR-like protein
Exons: 14
Coding region: 1-4155 (1384 amino acids)
Cellular component (GO): Ski complex
Molecular function (GO): protein binding
Source: RefSeq, a predicted model, not a curated record